UUUAGAAUUGCAUCGAUGAACUCAAGGCUUGUGAUUUAUUGUAAUAUCUUCAAUUUAGGUUUUGUUUGGCAUCACAACACAUUCCUAAUUUACAACUCUUUGAAAAGUAAUAGCAUGGACAGAUUUAAUGCAAUAUCGCAUGUUUCCAUCUCAACAGCACUGGUAUUUAUGCUUCUUCUUGGCAUGGUUGGUUAUAUUACAUUCACAGGAAACACUCAAGCGGAUAUUUUGGAGAAUUAUUGUGAUGAUGAUAUUCUCAUCAUUGUGAGCCGAUGUUGUUAUGCUAUCUCUAUGAUGUUAACUUAUCCAAUAGAAUGUUUCGUAUGUAGAAACGUAAGUACUUGUCACUUCAAUAGAGUAAUAUUGAGAGUGGAUAUGGCAAUGGAAUCUAUAGGAUAUUUUAAAUUAGUUAGCAAGUUCUAA
Trichoplax adhaerens is the source of this 423-nucleotide messenger RNA. RefSeq lists its product as uncharacterized. NCBI's taxonomy places the organism in Eukaryota, Metazoa, Placozoa, Uniplacotomia, Trichoplacea, Trichoplacidae. The record is from RefSeq and is a predicted model, not a curated record. Gene Ontology annotation, molecular function: amino acid transmembrane transporter activity. Gene Ontology annotation, biological process: amino acid transmembrane transport. The transcript is spliced from 2 exons. The annotation marks the transcript as partial.